AUGAGUAUCUUGGUAGCAACAGCGGAUAAGAGCGAACUUCUGGAAAGCAUAUGGAUGGGCAAGGAAAGUUUCUGGACCGAUGACGAUAAUGAAGCAGGAGUUGAUCGUUGGACCAAGAUAAUACAAAAAGGGAAGAAACAAAUUUUCUUUGAAGAGCAGUUCCGCAUCGAUUAUGGGGCUCGUACAACUCAGGUUGAAAGCCCCACCAUUCAUAAUAUUGGGGGACCAUCCAAUAAUGCAGAAAAUAGUCUUCCUCAUGCAGAUUCAGUGAAGGAUCUUGGAGUUGAGGCUUUAAAAGCGAUGGAAGAAAACGAAGAGAAAAGUCUUAGGGUUAGUGAACCCGGUCUUGGUGAACUGCCGUCGGAAGAGGAAAGUGAUACUCGAUCGGAGAAAGAUGUUGGUGAUAAUUCAUUGGAGAAAGAUAAAGAUGAUAAUCCGUCGGAGGAAGAUGGCGGUGCUACUCUGUCGGAGGAAGAUGGUUGUGAUAUUCCGUCGGAGAAAGAUAAAGAAGGUGGUUCUAAGGAUGAUAGUGUUCUCACUAUUGCAAACCAAGUUCAGUGUGACCAUGGUAAUGGUGAUGAUGAAAUGGAUGAUACUGCAGAGAUGUAUGCAGCGGCCGCGCAGCUCAAGACUAAGAUGUCUGAAAAGGCAAAGACUAAAAAGAAGAAAGAGAAGAGGGCGAGAAUAUAUGAUGGAAAAUAA
Eruca vesicaria subsp. sativa (arugula) is the source of this 702-nucleotide messenger RNA. NCBI's taxonomy places the organism in Eukaryota, Viridiplantae, Streptophyta, Magnoliopsida, Brassicales, Brassicaceae. The record is from the annotation of a GenBank genome assembly.